GUAACUGUCAGUCAAAGGACAUUUAAAUGGCUGCACUGUAUUCUACUGCAUAUUUCCACUGUACGUCGACAAUUAUAACAGGACAAAUGUAGCGUGUAACGUGUCUCUGCGCUGGUGCUACAGCGGUUGUACUCCAUAUAUACAUUGAAGUUUUAAUCCGAAAACCAUUUUUUGUGUACUGAAUAGUGCGGUAAGAGCAGACAUGAGCGAGGAGGAAGAGGGUUUGCAGAGAACGAGACAGGGGUUCGAAGACCUCUGUCGCGCGCUCAACAUGGACGAGGAGGCGCGCACCGAAGCUUGGAAAAAUUAUCAAAAUAUUAAUAAGAAUUAUACUUUAGAGGGCAGCGAAUUGCACUGGCAGGCCUGCGCCUUGUAUGUCGCGUGUAGGACGUCGGUUCCAACUGUGGGCAAAGGCACAGCUGAAGGAAACUACGUGUCUCUGACCAGGAUCCUGCGCUGUGCUGAGCUCAGUCUCAUUGAGUUCUUCAGCAAGAUGAAGAAGUGGGAGGACAUGGCCAACCUGCCCCAGGAGUUCCGCCAGCGGACCGACAAGCUGGAGAGGAACUUCACUGUGUCGGCAGUCAUUUUCAAAAAGUACGUCCCCAUCUUCCAGGACAUCUUUAGGCCACCAUCAGACGACCCGCCCAGGGUGCAGAGGGGCCGUAAGCAGCGGCGUCACCCAUGCACUGUCACAGAGGUCUUCAACUUCUGCUGGACCCUCUUUGUCCAUGCCAAAGGAAACUUCCCCAUGAUCAGCGAUGACCUGGUGAACUCGUACCACCUGCUCCUGUGUGCUCUCGACCUGGUCUACUGUAACGCUCUGCUGUGCUCCAGUCGCAAGGAGCUGCUGAACCCAGCCUUUAAAGGCCUGCCUGCAGACUUUGGCAGCAGGGAUUUCAAGCCCGGCCUGGGGCCGCUGUGCUUCAUCGAGCAGCUGUGCAAACUGCACGAUGGCCUGGUGCUGGAGGCCAAGGGGGUGAAGGAGCACUUCUGGAAGCCUUUCAUCAGGAAGCUGUUCGACAAGAAGGUUCUGAAGGGGAAGGAAGAAAGUCUGACCGGCUUUUUGGAUCCAGCAAAUUUUGGGGACAGUUUCAUGUCCCUGGGGCGGGUGUAUGAGGAGCGCGUGUUGUCCACGGGCAGCCUGGAUGAGCGCAUCUUCUUGGGGGAGACUGCCAACGCGGACAUCGGCACCCCGGGUCCCUGCCUCUGUGCAGGGGGUAUGGAGAACACAGAGCAACCCUUGAACCGGCUGCUGGGGGCCCAGACUACGUCGGCCCCCCACCCGCCCACUCCCCUGACGGGCCGCAGGUGUGCGCCUGAUGGUGGUGGCGGGACACCUGUUUCCACAGCGAUGCAGAGCGUUAGCCGCCUUCACAGCUUGCUGGCAGGACUGCGCAACAGCCCUAGCGAGAGGUUAGCCACCAUACUCAGGGAAUGUAUCAGAGACCCCAGCGAGGCCAUCGCCAGUCGGCUGAAGGACAUGUCUGAUCUCUUCUGCCAGCACUACCAGGCUACGACAGAGGAUGGUGGAGGCUUGGCCAGAGAGGUAGCAGCAAAGUACUUCCGACUAGCUGAGGCUCUGUACUACAAGAUCCUGGAAGCUGUCAUUGAGCAGGAGAAGAAGAGGCUGGGAGACAGUGACCUGUCUGUGAUUCUGGAGCAUGACCUGUUCCAUCGUUCUCUGCUUGUGUGCUGCCUGGAGAUUGUCAUCUUCUCCUACCGGCCGCCAGGAGACUUCCCACGGGUCAUCGAGAUCUUCGACCUGCCGCCCUAUCACUUUUACAAGGUUAUCGAGGUGCUGGUCAGGGCUGAGGAGGGACUCUUUCGGGAGGUGGUAAAGCACCUGAACCGCAUAGAGGAGCAGGUGCUGGAAAGCCUGGCCUGGAGUACAGGAUCUCCUCUGUGGGACAGCAUUCGAGAGGCCAAGAACCAUGUGCCCACCUGCCAGGAGGUGAUGCCUGCCCAGAAUUUCGAGGGUGCGGAUUGCAGCUCCAGCACAGUCGGCAGUCCCCUCACCCCAAGCCGCAUGAGUGAGCCACGCACCAACACUGCGGGUACAGCUAGAGGCCUGGCCCCAUCCCCCACCACCCUCCAUGGACGCUACAGCUCGCCCCCUGCUAGCUCUGCACGCCGUCGGCUGUUUGUGGAUGGUGAAACAACCUCUGACCCACCGACACCAGUCAGAGUGUCCCAGUCUCCCCUUAUCAGUACUAUAGCAGCUGGUCAGACGGUGGUCACCAUGGCAACGGCCACUGUCACAGCCAACAAUGGACAAACAGUCACCAUACCUGUACAAGGGAUAGCCAAUGAGAAUGGGGGCAUUACGUUUAUCCCCGUUCAAGUGAGUGUCACAGGGCAGGGGAGCAGCACUCUGCAGCCCCUCACCGCGCAGACCCUAGCAGGGACCCUGAACACACAGCAGCUCGCUAGCACCGCUCCACAGGCCACUCCUCUGGACAACCCCUCAGCCGGACAGCAGGCCAAAAAGGCAGAACCCCAGAGUCCAGCCACAAACAAGCCAGCUAAAACCGGGUCCCUCUCCCUCUUCUUCCGCAAGGUGUAUCACCUAGCCAGUGUACGCUUGCGGGACCUUUGUGCUAAGCUGGACAUCUCGGCAGAGCUUCGUAGGAAGAUAUGGACCUGCUUCGAGUACUCGCUGGUUCACUGCACGGAGCUCAUGCUGGAUCGCCAUCUGGACCAGCUACUCAUGUGCGCCAUCUACCUCACGGCAAAGGUGACUAAAGAGGAUAAGUCAUUCCAGAACAUAAUGAAGUGCUACCGGACUCAGCCCCAGGCCAGCAGCAGUGUAUACCGCAGUGUCCUGAUCUCAGGCAGGAAGAGGAGUCACUCUGGUAGCAGUGACCAUGCCGGGAGGCAGACGUCCCCCAGUAAGAGCAGCCGAGAGCACAACAGCAGCCCAGUGCACAUGCGCUCCAGUAGCACCCUGCCUGUCUCCCAGCCGAGCAGUGCCCCUGGCACCCCCCCACGCCAUGCCAGCGACCCUGCAGGGCCUCAGGAGGAAGAGCGCGGAGACCUCAUCAGCUUCUACAACAACGUGUACAUCAAACAGAUGCGCGACUUCGCCCUGCGCUUCUCCGGCGGAUCCGCGGCUGAACAGGGGAUAGAUGGCCCGCCUCUGUCCCCAUACCCCUCCCUGAGGACUGGGUCCCCACGCCGGGUGCUUCUCUCCCACAAACACUCAAUCUACAUCUCGCCCCACAAGAAUGGCAACCCCCUAUCCCCCCGGGACAAGAUCUUCUACUAUAUCUGUGCCAGUCCCUCCAAGCGACUGCGGGAGAUCAACAGCAUGAUCAGAACCGGAGAGUCGCCCACCAAGAAGCGCAGCAUGACGCUGGACGACGGCGCUGCUCUUUCACCCGCCAAGCGGCUCUGCCAGGAGAACCAGACUGCCCUGCUGCGCAGACUGCAGGACGUGGCCAAUGACCGCGGCGCCCACUGAUACCUAGCUGCCCGUUGGCCCCUGCCGAGCUCAACUGUUGUGUCUUACAGUCCAGUGCUCAUCUGGAGUUGGUGGUUAAGGUCCUGAGGCUUCUCCAGUGGUGAGGUUCCUCCCCAGUGGUUUGUGUCCUUUGUAGUAAGCACCAGCACAUGGCCCAGCACACAAAGCUAGUGGUAGAAUGCUCCAGCCUCUACCUGUCUGCCUGCCUGCCCCUAGAGGCGUUGGAGCCCCCAGGACUCUGGGUGGGCAACAGAGAGUUCUGGAAAAGACUUUGCACAGUUCAGCUUAGUUCCAGCUUCCAGUAUCUCCCGGUCUGGGACUGGCUUGCUUCCCCAUUCGUCUCUGUCCGUUCGUCUUUAAUUACUAAGUCACCUCUCCGACUAUGAUAUUGAGUAUUCCAUGUUCAAAAUGGAAUAAUUUUUAUAGUCAUAAGAGAAAAGGUAUUUUAGAGAACCGAUUUUAGGUGCUUAUCUUUUAUGCUUUUCACCAGUUUAUAUCAAAUUAUAUCAAUAUUUUUCCAUCUUUAGCAUUUCAGGAGACUAGUAACCGUUGUCUGUAGUACAUCCCCUAAGUGUACAUGUUUUCCUUUAAUAAUCAUGCGUUACUUAAGUGUACACAUCCCUUUUGAUCUCUGAUCAUGCUGUGGAAACCCGGCUCACAAAUGCUUUGCGCUAGUCAAGACAAUGAGUUUGUGAUUUGUCACCUUCAAAUGUUUUGUAGAAGCUACCUGUAGACAUGUACAUAUUUGUAAAUAAGAUGGACUUGUAGUUUUCAGUAUAACUGCAAAGUGCCUUUGCUGUGUUGAUUUAGAAUUUUCUGUCCUGCUUUAUUUUACCUUUCUAACACUGUGGCUGUCUUGUAUCCUGUCAACAAUCCAAUAAUCUCUCCCAUACAAUAAAG
Messenger RNA from Scleropages formosus (Asian bonytongue), 4360 nucleotides. RefSeq names its product retinoblastoma-like 2 (p130) (gene rbl2). Gene Ontology annotation, molecular function: RNA polymerase II transcription regulatory region sequence-specific DNA binding. Lineage: Eukaryota; Metazoa; Chordata; Actinopteri; Osteoglossiformes; Osteoglossidae. The transcript has 22 exons. Bases 203 to 3460 code for a protein of 1085 amino acids. The record is from RefSeq and is a predicted model, not a curated record. Gene Ontology annotation, biological process: regulation of transcription by RNA polymerase II; cell differentiation; negative regulation of G1/S transition of mitotic cell cycle. Gene Ontology annotation, cellular component: chromatin; transcription regulator complex; nucleus.